UCCACAUUUUUAAUUUGUUCACACAGACUUGGACUUCUUCAUGCCUCCUAAAGUAAGCCUGUUAACAAUCUGCGAACAUAUCAUUAGUGUAGUGAAUACGCGAUUUUAGGAUGUUUAUAGUGGAGAUGCAUGGAAUUAAAUCAAAUCAAAUCACCUAAUACAUUACAGGACAUAUUGAUAACUCAGAUACAGUAACAGAGCUUGAAGUCGAGCGGAUCUGCCGCGUGCGUAAAAGCUGUGGCACAAUUCCAAUCGAUGCCACUGAGCUGCGGAUGAAUUGUAUGCGCUCUUAUAGAGUCAGGUGGAUUAAGACAAUGAUUUAGGGCUAUUAAAAACCCAGCGACACUAAAGGUGUUCGCCAUUCGUGGGUCGGCGUGUUUUCGUGCGUAAUUACGGAUACGACUCCCUGUGAAAACUCCUUUGUUAGAAUGCAGGACGCACGGCAGCUCAACUCUCUCUUUGGCAGAUGAAGCGAAGGAGGCGACAGGUAUGUGAAGUCCCCAUGUUCUCAGCGGUGGUCAGAGCGCACACUUUCAUCCUGUGAGUCACUGUCUCUUUUACGCACACACAAUUGAGACAAUCUAUAAAUCAGAUUGGAGGAUGUCUCUGGUGUGAUGAUUGGUCACUCACCACCUCCUGAUUUGUUCCAGUGUAAAUCAUGGAAACCAACAGGGUAGAGGUGAAUACUGUUUUCUAAAUCCGUGAACACAGAGAGGAACAAAUCUACAUCUAGACUGUGUGGGACCAUUUUCCCACUUUAUUUUUUGAAAACAACAAUGGAGACCCACUGGACUCCCCUGUCACCAGACGUCAACUCCUCUGCUGCAUCAAGCCCCUUCCUCAUUUCUUACCCGCGCCUCUUUAACAUCUCCUCCAACCUGUCCACCCAGAGCGUCCCCUUCCAGGGCAGCAGCACCCUGGUGACUGCGGUCAUCUCCCUCACGGUCUUCAUGGUGGGUCUGACCGGCAACACUCUGGCCAUCUACGUGGUGUUGCGCUAUGCCAAGAUGAAGACGGUCACCAACAUCUACAUCCUGAACUUGGCUGUGGCCGACGAGCUCUACAUCAUCGGGCUCCCCUUCCUCACCACGCAGAAUGUGCUCUCAUAUUGGCCCUUUGGUUCGUUCCUGUGCCGGGUGGUCAUGACCGCAGACUCCAUGAACCAGUUCACGUCUAUUUUCUGUCUGACGGUCAUGUCCAUUGAUCGAUACCUGGCUGUGGUCCAUCCGAUCCGCAGCACCAAGUGGAGACAUCCCCGUGUAGCCAAGGUGGUGAGCGCAGCUGUGUGGGCCGUGUCCUUUGUGGUGGUCCUACCAGUGGUCAUCUUCUCUGAUGUCCAGGAAACAUUCAACUCCUGCAACAUGAUCUGGCCCGAGCCGAAGGACGUGUGGUCGACAGCCUUCAUUCUCUACACUGCCACUGUGGGCUUCUUUGGACCAUUGCUCAUCAUUUGCCUCUGCUACCUACUUAUCGUCAUCAAGGUGAAGUCCUCGGGGGCACGGGCGGGUUUUACCAAGCGGCGCCGCUCGGAGCGCAAAGUGACGCGGAUGGUGGUGGUGAUCGUGGUGGUGUUCGUGCUUUGCUGGCUGCCGUUCUUCAUCAUCAACAUGGUCAACCUGGUCGUCAUCAUCCCAGAGUCCAGCGUCACCGCCGGCGUCUACUUUUUCGCGGUCAUCCUGUCCUACGCCAACUCCUGUGCCAACCCAGUGCUCUAUGGCUUCCUGUCAGAUAAUUUCAAACAGAGUUUCAGAAAAGUGCUUUGUGUGAAGAGUAUGAGGUGCAAGGCUAACGGCGUAGAUGAUGGCGACCCAAGUGCUCCUCGUACUGAGAAAACACACGACUGUGUCCUGCUCUCCCCUCGUAAUCAUGUCGAUCAUGAUGCCCAGACCAGCCAGAUCUCCCCUCACUCUCCAGACUGGCCUGCUUCACACACAGCAGCGGACCAGCACCACUCCACCCCCACCCACCAAGCUUCCUGCACUUACCCCGGGAUCGGACCCACAACUGGCACCACAUCAACCUCCACCGGGGCCUCCAUGGUAACCCCGGCUGAUCCUCCCACCAUCACCACCCUGACUACACCUGCAUUCUCUGCCAACACAGCCCCACAGCAACAGUAG
This is a messenger RNA of Paralichthys olivaceus (Japanese flounder), 2120 nucleotides long. It is a transcript of the gene sstr5, whose product is annotated as somatostatin-like receptor F_48D10.1. Gene Ontology annotation, molecular function: neuropeptide binding; somatostatin receptor activity. Gene Ontology annotation, cellular component: neuron projection; plasma membrane. Gene Ontology annotation, biological process: cellular response to glucocorticoid stimulus; neuropeptide signaling pathway; regulation of insulin secretion. The record is from RefSeq and is a predicted model, not a curated record. Lineage: Eukaryota; Metazoa; Chordata; Actinopteri; Pleuronectiformes; Paralichthyidae.